Messenger RNA from Actinia tenebrosa (Australian red waratah sea anemone), 3386 nucleotides. RefSeq names its product DNA ligase 3. Gene Ontology annotation, biological process: DNA recombination; DNA biosynthetic process; lagging strand elongation. Gene Ontology annotation, molecular function: zinc ion binding; ATP binding; DNA ligase (ATP) activity. NCBI's taxonomy places the organism in Eukaryota, Metazoa, Cnidaria, Anthozoa, Actiniaria, Actiniidae. The record is from RefSeq and is a predicted model, not a curated record. Gene Ontology annotation, cellular component: nucleus; DNA ligase III-XRCC1 complex.
AAUAGGAAGAUCCAUGCGGAGUUUGGGUUUCCUGUGGUACUAGACUAUCCUUCCCAGUCUCCCUGCAAUUUUAACACCACAGGAAGACCGGUUUGUUUAUGGGCUUGAACAGACUUGCCCAAAAUUUCACUUCAUGUAUUUUGCUUAUACAAGGAUUUUUUCUUGCCGAAUAAUAACUUUAACACGCAGAAUUACGAGAGUUCGUCUCGGCAUUAGAACUGUAUUCAACAUGACGGACGAAUCGAAACCGUUUGUUGUGGAAUACGCGUCUCAAGGAAGAGCUAAGUGUAAAACUUGUAAACAGCAGAUUGAAAAGAAGUCUGCGAGAAUAGGAAAACUGGUUACAAAUCCAUUCAGUGAGGAUGGAGGGUUGAUGAAACAGUGGUACCAUGUAAAAUGUAUAUUUGAGGCUCUGAGUAGGGCUAGAUCAACGACAAAGAAGAUCGAAAGUACGAGUGAGUUGGAUGGGUUUGAAGACAUGAAUGAUGACGACAGGAAUAUGAUUGAAGGAUUUAUUAAAGAUGGUAAGAGCAAGGUCUCUUCUGCCACAAAAAGUCCUGCUAAGAGAGUUCAAGCAACUCUUAACUUCAGUCCUACGAAGGGAUCAACAGCAAUACGGACACUUACUACUGAUGCUGCUGGUAGAUCAAGAUCUGAUGAUGAAUCAUCCACAGGCAAGCAUGGUCUAAGUAAGGAUGACACAUUUCGUGAGUUCAGACGUCUUUGUACCAUGCUGGCAGGAGAGCCAAGCUAUAAUGCCAAAACAAAGAUCAUUGCUGAUUUCUUAAGCGCAGGAGCAUCUGGAGAUGGUUACACUGGAGAUCUGUUUCUGUUAGCCAAGCUGUUGUUACCAGGAGUUAACAAGAGAGUCUAUAAUUUACAAAGCAAGCAGCUUAUUAAGCUUUUUAGCCAGAUUCUUGGGAGUGAUCAAGAUGAAAUGUUAACUGACUUAGAGAAGGGGGAUGUAGCUGAGACAAUAAGUGAUUUCUUUGAGCAGAGCCUUGCUUGUAAACCUGUAAAUAAAAGUACCCUUAGUAAUCAAGAGGUUGAUGAAUUCCUGGAUAAUCUCACAACUUUUAGCAAAGAAGAUGACCAGAUGAGAGAGUUAAGAAAGAUAACCAGAAAGUGUACAGUGAAUGACCUGAAGUACAUAAUCCGGCUGAUCAAGCAUGACCUUAGAAUGAACACUGGUGCCAAACAUGUCUUAGAAGCCAUUGACCCAGAUGCAUAUAAGGCCUUCCAGGCAUCAAAUGAUUUGAAAGAUGUGAUCAAGAGAUGUUUGGACAAAAGAUCUGGGGAUGGUCAUCAUGGAGUACCAUCCAUGAAGAAGAAACUUAGCAUUCGUGCCUCUGUGAUGACACCCAUCAAACCUAUGCUGGCUGAAGCUUGCAAGUCAUUUUCUCAAGCAAUCAAGAAGAGCCCAGGAGGAAUGUAUGCUGAAAUCAAGUAUGAUGGAGAGAGAGUUCAGGUCCAUAAGAGUGGUAAUGAGUUUGAAUUCUUCAGUCGUAACCUGAAGCCAGUCACUCCUCACAAGGUGGCAGACAUAAAGGACUUUCUUCCCAAGUCUUGUCCUCAUGGAAAUAAUUUGAUUCUUGACAGUGAGGUUCUCCUUGUUGAUAACAAAACUGGCAAGCCCCUUCCUUUUGGAACUCUUGGGAUUCACAAGAAAUCAGCUUUCAAAGAUGCAAGUGUAUGUCUUUUUAUAUUCGAUUGUAUUCAGUUCAAUGAUGAAAAUCUUAUGAAAAAGACCAUGCAAGAAAGACGUCAGAUUCUGGAAAAGAAUGUCACUCCUAUCCCAAACAGAAUCAUGCUCUCUGAAACUACUUUUGUAAAGACUGAGAAGGAGUUGUCCAAACUGAUGGCCAGAGCUAUGAGAGAAGGGCUUGAAGGUCUUGUUCUCAAGGACCUCAAGGGAUUUUACGAACCUGGGAAACGGCACUGGUUAAAGAUGAAGAAGGAUUACUUAGAAGAAGGUGCCAUGGCAGAUACCGCUGACCUGGUUGUUCUAGGCGCGUACUAUGGCACAGGAAACAAAGGUGGGCUCAUGUCAAUAUUCCUGAUGGGAGUAUACAACCCUCGCACCAAGAUGUGGUGUACGGUAGUCAAAUGUGGCAAUGGCCAUGAUGAUAAAGCAAUCGAGAGGUUGAAUAGAGAACUAAAGAUGAAAAAAAUAAGCAAGGACCCUAACAGAGUUCCAACUUGGCUUGAUAUACACAGAAGCAUCAUUCCUGACUUUGUUGUAGAUGACCCCAAGAAAGCACCAGUAUGGGAAAUAACAGGAGCAGAAUUCAGUAAGUCAACGAAACAUACAGCUAAUGGAAUAUCAAUACGAUUCCCGAGGGUGACUCGAGUAAGGGACGACAAGGAUUGGGAGACGGCUACUGACCUCGACCAUUUAGCGACGCUGUUCAAAAACUCCCKCGGAUUCACGGACACAUCCAAAAUCAUGGAAGAUGACAAGGAAGACAGCGACGAAGAAACUGCUUCAACAAGUAAAGAUGUAAAUAUGGAUGACGACGAAGAUGACAAGGCCAAGAGCCUUGGAAAAGGGAAAAGGAAAGCUGAUUUGAAUAAUGACGAGGAAAUCGUGAAAAAAAAACAAAUAUGCAAAUAUGGAUCCAGUUGUUACCAGACAAAUCCUGAGCACCUGAAAAAAUAUUUUCAUUCUGUGGCAAAGACUGCAGAGCCUGGUGAUCAAACAGGAAAUUCCUCAAAGGGGUUACYAUCUGUGUUCAGUGGAUUACAGAUUUUCGUGAACGACGAUAUGAAGAACGCUAAGAAAUUAAAACGCUACAUCAUUGCAUAUGAUGGAGACGUUGUUUCAGAAAUAAAUAAGGAAACGGCUACUCAUAUAGUGACUAACAAAAAGGAAGCAUCUGGUAAUGGUGCCGUUGCUGUUUCAGCUAACUGGGUGUGGGCAUGUAUAAAGGACGAAAAACUUGUUCCUGUCAAGAAAUACCAACUCUAGUCGUUUGCAUACUGGGCUUUCCAUGGUCAGCUGUAAUAAUAAUAUAAAAAGAAAGGCCACACAAGCACUGGGACCGCGAUUCGAGAUAUAAUAUGUAUUUUUUUUCCAAAAUAAGCCCUUGAUAAGCUGUCUAUAAAUAAUAUACCUGACAUAAACAAAUCAUCUCCCCUCCCUAAUACAGCACAUAUUAAAAUGAAAUUGGGAGGGAGGCGGGGUAUAGGCACUCUCGGACCUCCUCAAUCUCGUAUCCAGAGCCUUCAUUUCUUACUUCACAUGCUCGGCAAAAUAAAGUAAGGGUACGAGAUUCUUGGAGCUUCUCUGAACACGCCCCUGCAACRUAAAAUACGUCAUUUGAUCAAUUUAUGACUGUUUACCCAAGACUUACAUUGCAACAAAUAUGAAUUAUUAUUUGACACGA